CAUCUCCACUAGACGAUUUUUGUGACGAUCGUCUUAAAUUUUCGCGACAAUAUUUCGAACACGAAUUAUAGGACGAUUUUGUUAGUCAUCUCCACUAGACGAUUAUUUCGCGGUGUUUUCCAAUAAACAAAAUGGCGUCUAUAAAUAAAAGAUAUAUUCUAUAUUUGCUGCUUCGUAGAAGAUAUUUAUUUCUUUACAAUCUUCACCAAAAAAUGCUCAGGGAGAACACCAAAACAAGAAAAAGGAAACGUCGAUUUUGGAUAAGAAAGCUGUACGAAGAAAGAAAUGUGAAAGGAGAAUAUAAGCUAUUGAUAAAUGAUAUGCGACUCCACGACCGUGAAAUGUUCUUUAGAUACUUUCGUAUGUUUCCAAAAACAUAUGAAAGUUUGCUAAAGUUGAUAGGACCCGACAUAAAGAAAGUUUCAACGAAAAUGAGAGAACCUAUUGGACCUGACCAAAGACUUGCAGUGACACUACGAUAUUUAACCACCGGUGAUGCCUAUUCAACUAUUGGCGCUAAUUAUGGAAUGAGUGCCACAACUGUUGGCAGAAUAAUCGAUGAAACGUGCAAUUCAAUUUGGAAUAGACUGAAGGAAGCAGGAUAUAUUGACACACCUUCUGGAGUUGAAGCAUGGAGAAAAAUUGCCAAUGAAUUCGAAGCUCGAUGGAAUUUUCCGAAUGCACUUGGCGCAAUUGAUGGCAAACAUGUGUUGAUGUUUGCUCCUGAUAAUCAGUCAUCCGCUUUCUUUAAUUAUAAAAAGACUCACAGUAUUGUGCUCAUGGCAGUAUGUGAUGCUCAGUACAAGUUUACUAUGGUUGAUAUAGGUGAUAGUGGACGGCAAAGUGAUGGAAGUGUUUAUGCUAACAGCAAUUUAGGUUAUGCUAUAGAAAAUAAACUCCUGGACACUCCACCUGAUUGUCAAAUUUCCAAUUCUAAUAAGGUUUUACCUUAUGUUUUUGUUGGAGAUGAUGCUUUUGGUCUAAAAAGACAUAUGAUGAAGCCAUAUCCAUUCUCCAAUCUUUCAGAAAGUAAGCUAGUUUUCAAUUAUAGGCUCAGUCGUGCAAGGAGGGUAAUUGAAAACACAUUUGGCAUUUGUGCUAGUCGUUUUCGUGUUUUCCACAGGCCAAUCAUUGCAAAAGUACCCAAGGUUAUUGCAAUAACAAAAGCAGUGGUUGCACUGCACAACUUCCUGAUGACUAUAAAUGAAACUGACAGAGAAAGUCACUAUUGCCCAAGUACAUUUGUUGACCAGGAUGGGCCAAAUGGACUGCACCUUGGUGAAUGGAGACAAGAUGCAAAUAUUAUGAAUGGUAUAGCUUCUAUUCAAAAUGUUGGGGCUUCAAGAAAUUAUGGUGGGGAAGCUAAAUGGGUUAGAGAACAGUUUGAACAUUAUUUCAACAAUGAGGGUGCUGUUGACUGGCAAUGGGACAAAAUAGGCAAAGCAAAAUAA
Xenia sp. Carnegie-2017 is the source of this 1451-nucleotide messenger RNA. RefSeq lists its product as uncharacterized. NCBI's taxonomy places the organism in Eukaryota, Metazoa, Cnidaria, Anthozoa, Malacalcyonacea, Xeniidae. The transcript has a single exon. The record is from RefSeq and is a predicted model, not a curated record. Bases 132 to 1451 code for a protein of 439 amino acids.